AUGUCUGUCAAGCCACCUCCGAGAUGGACGUCACGGUCAUUGACGGCAAUGUUACUGCCGCACCUCUUCCGCAAGGCGAGGAACCACGCCGAGGCGAUCGGCCCCGUCAAGGAAAGGGUCCCACUGGACGCGCACGAGAACCAUAUGUUCAUAAAAAGGAGGGAGGCGGCCAUGGUGAAAGCGAUACGCUCCCAAUCCAGACUGACCUUCGACAGGCCCCAAGAGGAGCCGAAGAACCACCUGUGGAGCAUAGCCACCGGCGAGUGGGUGCCCGAAUACUUGUUGAAACUUCACUACAUCUUCCCAUUCUCGCUCGGGCCGAUGGUCGCAGAGCAGGUGUCCACACGGAUUACAUGGCGGGGCUCAAACAAUGGAUUGCUGAUCCCCACUGCUGUCGGGCGGGCCUUGAACGACUGGGCGCUUGUGAUCACGCCUCACAAGAACUGGCGCCAAGCAAAGACUCCCCGGUCGUACUUGUUCACAAGGCUAGAAUCAGAUACAAGGAGCCUCCGGGACCCAUUGCGGCCAGGGUCGAGCCUGGCAGUACGAGAUCUCGACGGAGAACCGCUUCAUCUCAGGAGUAAGCACGCGCCAAACCCUCAUUCCUGCUACUUCCAAAGCUGUUGCGCCAUGUGGAAGUCAACGUUCCUGGAACAGCCGGACAGAAGAGCAGAGGACUUUUGGGAGCGGUUCCAGUUCAGGAUGGACGAUUUAUGGGGUAGUAGGAUGGAUAGACAAAAGAUUCUUGACAUCUUCAAGCCCCCAGAGCUGCUCACAUCAGAGGAAAUCGAAAAGAGCAGGGAAAGAGAGGCGAAAGUGAAAGAUGAAGUCUCAUCUACCGAUGAUGAGCCAGGUGCAGGGCAAACAGAAAGGGAAGAUCUGGCUGUUGACGGAAAACCCGAAACAUCGAACUAA
This is a messenger RNA of Diaporthe citri, 915 nucleotides long. RefSeq lists its product as uncharacterized. Bases 1 to 915 code for a protein of 304 amino acids. The record is from RefSeq and is a predicted model, not a curated record. Lineage: Eukaryota; Fungi; Ascomycota; Sordariomycetes; Diaporthales; Diaporthaceae. The transcript has 2 exons.